AUGUCUCACGUUUAUGCUUCCAGUCACCCUUUAGUCGCUCAUAAGAUCUCCAUUCUUCGUAAUAAGAACACUAAGUCAAAACAAAUAAGAGAACUUAUGCAUGAAAUUGGUCAACUUCUUGCGUACGAAGCUACUGCUGACUUAUCUCUUAAAACUGCAGAGCCUCAACAAAGUCCCUUGAGAACAUAUUCAAGCGUUGAAUUAGCACCUAAAAUUGGUCUCGUACCUAUAUUAAGAUCUGGUAUUAGCUUUGUAAAUGCUUUGCAAGAAUUGAUCCCGACUGCUAGAAUUUUACAUCUUGGAAUUUUUAGAGAAAAGAUAUCACUACAACCUGUUGAAUAUUAUAACAAAUUACCUUCGGAACCAAAUGUAGAUCAAGUUAUUGUUUUAGAACCAAUGAUUGCUACGGGAGGAACCGCUAUUGCCGCAGUUAGCAUUUUAAAGGAUUGGGGAAUAAAGUCUAAGAUUAAAUUCAUUACAGCAGUUGCUUCUCGUCAAGGUCUCAAUAAUCUUCAUAAAAAAUAUCCAGACGUCGAAGUUUUCGUGGGUGUAAUAGAUGAAAUUUUGGAUGAUCAUGGUUAUAUUGUGCCCGGAUUAGGAGAUGCCGGUGAUAGAUUAUUUGAUACCCCAAGUGCAUAG
This is a messenger RNA of Rhizophagus irregularis DAOM 181602=DAOM 197198, 639 nucleotides long. RefSeq lists its product as uncharacterized. Gene Ontology annotation, biological process: uracil salvage. Gene Ontology annotation, molecular function: uracil phosphoribosyltransferase activity. Lineage: Eukaryota; Fungi; Glomeromycota; Glomeromycetes; Glomerales; Glomeraceae. The record is from RefSeq and is a predicted model, not a curated record.